Messenger RNA from Telopea speciosissima, 419 nucleotides. RefSeq lists its product as uncharacterized. Bases 102 to 377 code for a protein of 91 amino acids. The record is from RefSeq and is a predicted model, not a curated record. The transcript is spliced from 4 exons. NCBI's taxonomy places the organism in Eukaryota, Viridiplantae, Streptophyta, Magnoliopsida, Proteales, Proteaceae.
GGAGUUACUGUGAGAAGUAAAACUUAUUUCUUAGCUAUUUCCCCCCCCCCCUUAAUUGCUGUAUUACAGAAUUCAGAGAACAUCUGAGAGGAAAAGAAAACAUGCCUUCCCUGCAAACGGCUUUGCCUCCUGAGCUUGCUAACAACGUGAUAAGGCUCUACCGUGAAUGCCUCAGAAGAGCUCGGUUCAUUGGUCAUCGGUCAAAUAACACAGAGCUUGUUGUUGAUAUGGUAAGGCAGCAGUUCAAAAAGCACAUGCAAGAGACAGAUCCAGAAAAGAUUCAGAAAUUGAAGGACGAUGCUGCAAGAGGACUUAUAAAUCAUAUUCUUUAUGAGUCAGAGAAGAUUAGUGGUCGCAGAUUCAGCAAUAACUCUUGAAAAUGACUCAUUUAUCUUCCGUCCAUGCAUCAUUUGGUAACU